AUGGCUAUCGUUCGCCAGUUUAUACCAAAAGGAAUCUGCUCUCUUUACCAAAUACGCUCAACUCGAUUUCCCGCCAAUGCAUAUUGCAUCAAGACAUUGUCGUACUGCAUUCCUAUUGGUCGAGAGAGGCCGGCGACUCAAGAAGUGUCGCCAGUCGCUGCCGCCGCCGCUGACGCUGCCGCUGCCGCCACCGCCACCGCCGAGGCCGCCGAGGCCGCCGCUGCCGCUGCCGUCACCGAAGCCGCCGCCGCCGCCGCCGCCACCGCUGCCGCUGCUGAGGCAUCCGCCGCCGCCACUGCCGCCGCCACCGCUGCCGCUAUUGCUGCCGCAACCGCCGCCGCUAUCGCUGCCGCCGCCGCCCAGGCCACCGCUGCCGCUACCGCUGCCGCUAUCGCUGCCGCCGCCGCCCAGGCUACCGCUGCCGAUACCACCGCCGCCGUCGAGGCCGCCGCUACCGCUACCACCGAGGCCACCGUUGCCGCUAUCGCUGCCGCCGCUGUCGAGGCCGCCGCCGCCGUCGAGGCCACCGUUGCCGCUACCGCCGUCGAGGCCGCCCUCACCUUGUCCACGGGUGCUAGACUGACGGUCAAGCGACAGCGCGACCUCGUCAAGCUGGUCCGCUGCGGCGUCCUGCUGCGAGGUGAACAACCGGACAUCUGGAUGGUGGGACGUGCGCUGCGGUUCCAAAACAAGUGGGCAAGAGUGGAUAGGUGGAUCCUCCACAACGUUGAUAGACAGGACGAUAACAUGUUCCUGAUCUUUAGCGUUCCUGAGGAUGUGGUGCAGGUGCCUGCUUGA
Molecule: messenger RNA, 798 nt
Organism: Melitaea cinxia (Glanville fritillary)
Lineage: Eukaryota; Metazoa; Arthropoda; Insecta; Lepidoptera; Nymphalidae
Product: antifreeze protein Maxi-like
Exons: 3
Coding region: 1-798 (265 amino acids)
Molecular function (GO): ice binding
Source: RefSeq, a predicted model, not a curated record